AUUUUGACGUUGAAAAGUUUACAAAAAAAGAAUUUAAGAAGCCACGCUUUUUUAAUAAAAUUCUUUUUUUUUCUGUACUUUUACUAAGUAAGAAAUGGCGGCUCAAGUGACCGGUGUUUUACCAUCAAAUUUGCAAAAAAAAAUUUCCGAAAGCAAAAUACUAGUUGUUGGAGCAGGAGGUAUUGGUUGUGAAAUCCUCAAAAAUUUGGUUUUAUCUGGUUUUCAAGACAUUGAAAUAAUUGAUCUAGAUACUAUAGAUGUCAGUAAUUUAAAUCGCCAAUUUCUGUUUCACAAAGAACAUGUUGGUAAAUCAAAAGCUGAAGUUGCUAAGGAAAGUGCUCUAAAAUUCAAUCCGAAUGUUAAUAUAAAAUCAUACCACGAUAGCAUUACUACUGCUAAUUAUGGAAUUAAUUUCUUUAAAAACUUCGACCUAGUUUUAAAUGCUUUGGAUAAUUUACAAGCUAGAAAUCACGUCAAUCGAAUGUGCUUAAAUGCUGAUGUUCCUCUAAUAGAGAGUGGUACAGCUGGAUAUAAUGGACAAGUAGAACUAAUUAAGAAAGGUUUGACACAAUGUUAUGAAUGCACUCCUAAACCCACACAAAAAACUUACCCUGGUUGUACUAUACGAAAUACACCAUCUGAGCCAAUUCAUUGCAUUGUAUGGGCAAAACAUCUCUUUAAUCAACUGUUUGGUGAGGCGAACGAAGAUGAAGAGGUUUCCCCAGAUACAGCCGACCCGGAAGCUGGUGGUGAUGCUGGACAGGAAGCACUUAAUACAAAAUCAAAUGAAAAAGGUAAUGUCAAUCGAAUAAACACAAGGCAAUGGGCACACGAUAUUGAUUAUGAUGCUGAAAAAAUAUUUAAUAAGCUUUUUUACGAUGACAUCAAAUAUCUCUUAAGCAUGUCCAACCUUUGGAAAACUCGAAUGAGACCUAUACCAAUCAAGUAUAAUGAUAUUGUAAGCUUUGAUUCUGGUACUGCUAAAGUAGACGGUGCAUCAGUUUUACCAGAUCAAAAAGUGUGGACUAUAACAGAAUGUGCAAAAAUUUUUGCUUCCAGUAUUAAUAAUUUAAAAACAGAGAUAAAAAAACUAAAGGAAAAUGAUCACUUGAUUUGGGAUAAAGACGAAAAAGAUGCUAUGGAUUUUGUGGCAGCUUGUGCAAACAUUCGUUCUCAGAUUUUUAAUAUACCCCAAAAAAGUCGAUUUGAUAUUAAAUCUAUGGCUGGAAACAUCAUUCCAGCUAUUGCGACAACAAAUGCAAUCACCGCUGGUCUUGUAGUAAUGCAAGCUUUUAAAGUUCUUACAAAUAAUUUGGAAAAAUGUAAACCAGUUUUCGUUAGAAUAAGACCUAAUCCAAGAAAUUUGAUUCUAGUUCCUGAAAACGAGAUAAACCCACCAAAUCCAAAAUGCUACGUUUGCUCUUCAAAACCUACAGUUUAUUUAAGAGUUGAUACAAAAAAAAUGACUGUAAGAGAACUGCGAGACGACGUUUUGAAAAAGGCACUUAACAUGAUCGAACCUGAUGCGACAUUAGACGCUAAGGGGGUAAUUGUAAUAUCUUCGGAAGAAGAUGAAACAGAAUGCAAUAAUGAUAAAAAAUUGAUUGAACUACAAAUAUGCGAUGGUGCUUUACUAAAGGUGGAUGACUUUUUACAAAAUUAUGAACUAAGUGUUAUCAUAACACAUGCCGAUGCUGAACGUGAUAAACCUUUAUUUGAAGUAAUUGCAGAUCCAGAUACAUUAAAGCCGAAGCAAGAAGAGAAAAAUGGUGAAAAUAGCGAAGCAAAAUCUGAUAAUACAGAAUCAUGUAAAGAAAAAACAGAAGAAAAGGAAAUUGUUGGAGCAACAGAGAAUAAAAAAGCGCGAAUAGAUGACGGAGUAAUUUUUGAAAACAACGGAAACUCAGGCUCUAAUAAUAAAGAAAGUGGUAUAAAUGACGCUGGUAGUGAAGAUGAUUGUAUGAUCGUGCAACACUCAUCAACAGGUGAUAAUUUAAAACGGAAAAUGGCCCCGGUUGAUGAUGCAGGGGAGGGAUCAUCAUCAUCUAUUGUGAAAAGAGCGAAAAUAGUUUCUAAUGACAUGGAAGAUGAUGAUCUCGUUAUUGUAGAAGAUGAUUAAACUAUAUCCACAAUUAUGCAAAAAUAAAUUAGAAAUAUAAAUUAUUUUCUUUUCAUUAUUGUAAUUUGAAUGUAAGUUCUUUCAAAGAGAUACUUGAACUAAAUAAACAUAUAAUGUAUUUUUAAAACAAGAAAACUAAUUAAUUUAAACAUUGUUCUGAAACUAUCAAUUUUCUGAAAGCGGUCUUG
Molecule: messenger RNA, 2307 nt
Organism: Condylostylus longicornis
Lineage: Eukaryota; Metazoa; Arthropoda; Insecta; Diptera; Dolichopodidae
Gene: Uba2
Product: SUMO-activating enzyme subunit 2
Exons: 6
Coding region: 95-2119 (674 amino acids)
Biological process (GO): protein sumoylation
Cellular component (GO): SUMO activating enzyme complex; cytoplasm
Molecular function (GO): SUMO activating enzyme activity
Source: RefSeq, a predicted model, not a curated record